Pararge aegeria (speckled wood butterfly) is the source of this 4237-nucleotide messenger RNA. RefSeq lists its product as uncharacterized. The transcript has a single exon. The coding region runs from base 32 to 4060 and encodes 1342 amino acids. The record is from RefSeq and is a predicted model, not a curated record. NCBI's taxonomy places the organism in Eukaryota, Metazoa, Arthropoda, Insecta, Lepidoptera, Nymphalidae. Gene Ontology annotation, molecular function: aspartic-type endopeptidase activity; nucleic acid binding. Gene Ontology annotation, biological process: DNA integration; proteolysis.
GAUAGCUGAAGCUCAAAGACUUCAACUUUGCAUGAACUGUCUCCGAUCAACCCAUAAAACCCGGGACUGCUUAGGUGGAACCUGCAGGGAGUGCGGGAAACUCCAUGCCACGAUUCUUCACAGGCCUACAAAUCAAGAACCUGCUACACCUGCACAGGGUUCGAGCGACACAGUCGCAGCUCAGACCGCCGUCGAGGAAAUAAGCGUGAAUAUUUCUAGACAGCCAAUUUCUCACGUUAUACUAUCCACAGUUAGCAUACGGGUUACGAAUCCUAAGAACUCAAAAUCUGAGAUUAUCCGAACACUUCUCGACAGCGGAAGCCAGUCCAGCUUCUUGACACAACGAGUUAAGGAGAGGUUAAAUUUAGAGGCGAUACCUACAGAUAUCAACAUUAUAGGUAUAGGUAAUAACACAAAUAAUUACGUCACUGAAAGAUGUUUUGUUCAAGUCAGUUCAUUACACAGUGACUACAAUACAAAUUUAUCGUGUUUUAUUAUGCCCGAGUUGACCGGCAACAUACCAAAGGCUUACAUAGAUCGUAAACAAAUAGAUAUACCAAAUCAUAUCCAGCUAGCUGAUCCCUAUUUUUAUAUCUCUGGACCAGUCGAUGCUAUUAUCGGUGCUGACCUAUUUUGGGAGGUCAUAGGGAACAACAUUCAAUGCUUAGGCAAAAAUCGCCCAUUCAUUUGUAAUUCAAAAUUCGGUUGGGUUAUUUCAGGUCCAAUUUCAUUAAAUAACAAAAUCAAACAUACACAUUGCAAUUUCGUAUCAAGUAAUUCAUUAGAUGAUCGUUUAGAAAAACAAAUAUCAAAAUUUUGGGAAAUAGAAGAGAUGCCCAAGCGGUCUCUAUUGAGUGACAGCGAGAGGGCAUGUGAGCAGCAUUUUCAGACUCAUACCACUCGCCUCGAGUCAGGUAGAUUUUGUGUCAGGCUACCUCUGAAGGAUUCACCCUCAGUUUUAGGAGACUCAUUCAGUCAGGCAAAGAAAAGAUUCUUGAAUCUUGAAAGGCGGUUUCGCAAACAACCCCAUUUAAAACAGGCCUACGCUGCCUUUAUAAAUGAAUAUAUAGACCUAGGUCAUUGCUCAGAACUUUCUAGCUUCACACCACGAUCAGACUACUUCCUGUGUCAUCACCCUAUUUUCAAAAUUAGUGAAUCUACCAGUUUGCGUGUAGUUUUUGAUGGAACAGCGCCCUCUAGUAGCGGAAUUAGCAUCAAUAGUUUGCAGCUUAUUGGGCCGAAUAUUCAAGAUACUCUUUUUGCAAUCAUAUUAAGAUUUCGAUUUUACAAAUACGUUCUUACUGGCGAUAUCGAAAAGAUGUUUAGGCAAAUCUUAAUUAAUGAGCACGAUCGAAAUCUUCAGUUAAUCUUGUGGAGAGAUGAUGAAUCCCAACCAUUACGUGCACUACGACUAAAUACAGUCACAUAUGGGUUCGCCAGUGCUAGUUUCUUAAGUACUAGAUGUCUGUAUCAGCUAGGUGAAGAGUGCCCGGAUGAAAUCAUUAAAACAAUUAUCCAACGGGAUUUCUACUACGAUGAUCUUUUAACUGGCGCAGAUACAGAAGCGGAAAUAGUACAUAUUUUAGAAUCCGUGCAAGCCACUCUUCAAGCGGGGUGCUUCAAUUUACGCAAAUUCCGAUCAAACUUACCUAGCAUUUUUCAAAGUACAAAUUUAAACUUAGAAGACAAUCUUUGUCUAAGAAAUUCUACUAGCGCUUUGGGGUUAGGAUGGAAUCCUAAAACUGACAUGUUACAUUUUUCAUGUCAAGUUCCAUCCGAUAAAACUAACAUCAUUACUAAGCGGCAAAUCAUUUCCAGUACAUUCAAGGUUUUCGAUCCAUUAGGGUUACUUUCUCCCGCAACUAUUCAGGCCAAAAUAUUGAUACAAAAAUUAUGGAUUCUCAAGGUAGAAUGGGAUCAACCCGUACCCACUGACAUUCUUAAAGAGUGGAAGCGCAUACAAGAAAAUACAGACAUAUUAUAUUCAAUACAAAUUCCGCGAUACGUAAUCAGCAAAGAUAAUGUUACAAUCGAACUUCAUUCGUUCAGCGACGCAUCUAUGUUCGGAUACGGGACAUGUAUCUAUGUAAAAACGAUCGACGCGUACGGUAGGUCGAGCGUUCAAUUAUUGUGCGCUAAGUCGAGGGUAGCGCCUAGCGGCAAGCCGAUGACGAUUCCCCGCCUCGAAUUAUCGGCGGCGCUCCUCGCUGCUAAGCUCUGCGCGUCCUGCCUUACGUCUAUACGUGCACCUAUAGCCAAUUGCGUACACUGGUGCGAUUCAAGCGUUGUACUCGGCUGGAUUAAAACCAGUCCGACCAAACUAAAAAUGUUUGUCGCGAACAGAGUUGCAGAAAUAUGUGAAAACACACAGAGUUCAUCUUGGCGUUACGUACCUACAAAUUUAAACCCGGCAGAUCUUAUAUCUAGGGGCAUAGACGCAAAUCGUCUACGAGAUUCCACGCUUUGGUGGAACGGUCCUGAGUUCCUACUCCAGGAGCAACAUAAUUGGCCUACUUUAAAUUCGAAUAUAGUACAAGAGCUACCGGAAUUAAAAGUGCACUCAAGCAUUAUUGAACCGAAUUUAAUUAUAUUUGAAAAUCAUUCAAAUUUAACAAAAUUAAGUCGUUGCUUUUCGUACGUAUUAAGAUUCAUACACAACUGCACACAUCCGAAUUCAAGGCGUACUGGUAAUUUAACUACUAUAGAAUUACAUGAAUCAUUCACAAGGCUUGUUAUAUUUAGUCAACUGUGUUCCUUUCAAAGAGAAUAUACUUGCCUGGCAAAUAAAUCACCAAUAAAUACAAAGAGCAAGCUCUUAUCACUUUCGCCAUUUCUCGACGAAAAUAAAGUCAUGCGUGUAGGUGGACGGCUCGAUUCAUCUACAUACAGCUACGAAAAGAGACACCCGAUUGUAUUAGACGGGAAACAUCAUUUUACCAAAUUAUUAUUUCGCCGCGAGCACUUGCGCCUAUUGCAUGCCGGACCUCAGGCAUUACUUUAUUCGGUCAGAGAAACAGUCUGGCCACUGGGGGGAAGAUGCCUGGCAAGACGCACGGUCCUCGAAUGCGUACUAUGCAGGCGACAUCAAGGUCGAACUUUGAACCCCAUGAUGGGAAAUUUACCAUCACAGCGGGUGAUGCCUGCCUUUCCAUUUCAUACUGUCGGUAUCGACUUCGCGGGUCCGUUUCAGAUGCUGACUAGAAAGGGUCGAGGUGCAAAAACGAUUAAAUGCUAUUUGUGUUUGUUUAUUUGCUUCCGUUACAAAUGCGUCCACUUAGAAGCCGUAACUGACCUUUCCAAGGAUGCACUAAUUUUAACCAUGCGUCGCAUGAUAUCCAGACGCGGGAAACCAGCCCAGAUUUUCAGUGACAAUGGUCGAAACCUGGUUGCCGCAGCUAGGGAAAUUACAGAAUUUUUGAAAACAAAUCCCGUCAUAUCUGACUUCGCAGCUGACAACCAAAUUAAAUUUUCUUUUUUACCGGCGUACGCCCCUCACUUCGCAGGCUUAUGGGAAGCAGGCAUAAAAUCUGCCAAGCACCAUAUAAAGAGAUACAUAGGAAAUAACAAAUUAACAUUUGAAGAACUGAGUACACUCUUUGCGCAAGUGGAGGCUAUCUUAAAUAGUCGUCCCUUGUAUCCCAUGUCUUCCUCUCCUAACGAUAUGCUCCCUCUAUCCCCAGGGCACUUCUUGAUCGGCCGGCCGCUGACAAGUUUGCCGUCGCCGCAGAUCGAAGACAUCACCAGCACCAGCAGUCUUGACCGCUACGCGAGAAUCGAGAGCAUAAGGCAGCAGUUUUGGCGUCGGUGGCAAAGGGAAUAUAUUAGCGAGCUCCAGCAGCGCACCAAAUGGCGCACUAAUAAGGACAAACUACACGUCGGAGACCUCGUCAUUCUACAAGACGACAACCUCGCUCCACUUCACUGGCGUAUGGGCAGAGUGGUAGGAUUAUUUCCUGGCCCUGAUGGCAUUUCAAGAGUGGCGGAAAUAAAAACCACUAGAGGAGUCGUCAGAAGAGCUUUGACUCGGAUUUGCCCUCUUCUUUCGGAAACUUCAUCUUAAACACCCUCGGUGUUUCAGAAGGGGGAAUCAUGUCGGAGCGCUUUACAACCAUAGUGUAACGUCAAGUACGCAUAUAAUUAAUGUCAAUGUCAGUGAACUUUGCGUCAUCUGUCAAUGUAACUUGUCACACAAAAAUAUGCAAUAUCAUUCACUUCUUCAAAUACAACCUUCGCUGAG